AUGUCCACCGAAAACACCACCUCCUCUCAUACUGAAUUGGUCAGAGCAUUGGAGCUCGUAUCUGUCGAAGCCAGUAAUAUUACCAAUGUCAACUUGUAUCCGGGAUGUGCAGAAAUUACACGUGUCUAUCGGUUUGGCGUGCAGAAGGGACAGAACCUCGUGAAUAUUCGCGAACUUCCUUGGACGAUGGAAUUGGAGUCUUUGAGAGUCAAAAGUCACCUGGGCUCAACGAAGAUAAACAAUGUAACGGUGGACCGGAUGUUAGGAUUUUCACCACCGAAACCUCUUGCUCUAGUCACGGCUCAACGUAGAAAAAACAUUGUCGAGAAGCAGCUGGAUAGGGUAAAGAAAACCUCACUCGCUCUGGAUUGCUAUACUGGAACUUUCAGAGCAUCGGAUUGUAGCAUCAACAGUUUUGAGGAUAUUCUGAAGAGAAUUCGGUCCUCAGGAGAAAUGUUGGAUGAAGAGAUUCUUGGUCUAGAAGAUGAACUGCGUACCUUGAACGAAGAGAUACAGCUUGAACUUGAGAGGCAUGAGGCUGUCUCGGAUGGGCAGAAACCCUUCAAAGCAACAAUUUCGAUGCUAGUAGAGGAUGCAUGUGACAUGGAAUUAAGGCUGGUUUACACCGUGAACCACGCUAAAUGGACACCCGCGUACGAUAUGCACGUCAAUUUGAAGGCUCUCAACUCGCCUGUUUCUCUCACGUACAAGGCCAUGAUAACACAAAACACUGGCGAGAAUUGGACCAAUGUUCCUCUGACAUUGAGAACUAUGUCUCCCUCGACCGAAAUCGACCUACCUAUCCUAGAGUCCUGGCCGCUGACCUUGACCUUACCCGAACAUCAAUCUUCCCCACUGACCAGUCGGAAGAGGCGGCGAGAAUCAACAGGCGGGACACCCGCCAGAAAGUCCGGGACUUACGAUAAAAGGAACGUGGCCUAUGAGGAAGAGAGUUCGGAAGAAGCAGAAGAAGGGGUCGUUGGUGCGGAAUCUGGGAGCCUAAUGGAUGCAAACACUAAUGGUGACGAGGGAGACGGAAACAUUGACACGCUGGGUUUUCCCGAGGGUAACGUUAGUGUGACCUUCAAAAUUCCCGGAGGAGCCACAAUUAUCUCGAAUAAUGCUGUUCAUCAAGCUCUCAUUGCGGACCUGAAGCUAGAAGCGAGAUUGGAGUGGAGCUCGAUUCCCAAAGGAGAUUCCACUGCACUUGUGAAGGCACAGCUACGGAACACCUCGGAAUACCCUUUGCUUCCCAGCACCGCAAAUGUGUACGUUGAUGAUGCCCUCCAUGCAAGGUCCGGGAUACCUGGUGUACCGCCAACGAGUACAUUCGAAUGCACGCUUGGGCUCGAUCCUUCGUUGCGAAUUACAUACCACCCAGCUGUUAAACAUAGUUCAACCACCGGGUUCUACAACAAAUCACGGGCCUAUAACCACAUUCAACGUAUCACGAUCCAUAAUAUGAAGCACCUGCCCCUGAAGAAUCUCAAGAUUUUUGAUCAUAUGCCUAUACCAGAAAAUCCGCAAGUGUCUGUCAAAUUAAUCAACCCUGCCCUCAGACUUCCCGGACCGGGGAUGGAAUCUGGCAACAAAGCCAUACCUUCAGUGAAGGUGUCCGAAGGCGUCGUUGCUCAAUGGGCUGGAUCUGAUGAGCCUGAUGCAGACGUGCGCAACUUGGGAAAGGACGGCAAGAUUUCCUGGUUGUGUGAUCUUCCUGCACAAGGAACAAUAGAACUAGUUCUGCAAUGGGAGGUAUUAACCCCUCCGGAUGCUCAAAUUGUUGGUUUAUACUGA
This is a messenger RNA of Marasmius oreades (fairy-ring Marasmius), 1794 nucleotides long. RefSeq lists its product as uncharacterized. The coding region runs from base 1 to 1794 and encodes 597 amino acids. Lineage: Eukaryota; Fungi; Basidiomycota; Agaricomycetes; Agaricales; Marasmiaceae. The record is from RefSeq and is a predicted model, not a curated record. The transcript has 6 exons.